Colletotrichum destructivum is the source of this 1321-nucleotide messenger RNA. RefSeq names its product Putative trafficking protein particle complex subunit. Gene Ontology annotation, biological process: endoplasmic reticulum to Golgi vesicle-mediated transport. Gene Ontology annotation, cellular component: TRAPP complex. NCBI's taxonomy places the organism in Eukaryota, Fungi, Ascomycota, Sordariomycetes, Glomerellales, Glomerellaceae. The transcript is spliced from 2 exons. The record is from RefSeq and is a predicted model, not a curated record. Bases 336 to 839 code for a protein of 167 amino acids.
GCUCACUCGGCUAGCCCGAGCUCCCUUACCUACAAUCCUCCGUUGCCGUGCCCCUGCUUCUUGCGACUUUGCAUAUUCCCCAACCCGUGAGAUACCCAACAGCCCCGACGACAAGCAAACGUACCGACGAGGAACGUACAGACGAACGACCGAACGAGCCCGACGAAGCAGUUCGACUUAUAAACUCCUCGAACCGUAUCACAUCCAUACGACCAUCCCCACCCCCCACAACGGCAUGCGCCCCUAAUCCCGCCAAAAAACACCUUUCCUCUCACCUUCAACCUCCCCCAGUAGCCCGGCGCACCUCGGCGCACCCACCUCGCAGCCCACCCACCAUGGUCGUAUACUCCUUCUACAUCUUCGACCGGCAUACGGAAUGCAUCUACUCAAAAACAUGGCUCCCCGCCGAACGCCCGACGUCCCAACCGCCCCUGCCCGUUCCCGGCACGACUCCCAGUUCGGGCGGACCGCCGUCGCAGCAGCUGCGCAGGAGCCAGGUCAACUCGGCUAAGGAUGACGCCAAGCUCAUAUUCGGCACCGUCUUCUCGCUGCGCAAUAUGGUCCGCAAGCUCGGCGGCGACGACGACGCCUUCAUUAGCUACCGCACCUCGGCCUACAAGUUGCACUACUACGAGACCCCCUCGAAUCUGCGAUUCGUUAUGCUCACUGACACGGCAACCUUGAGCAUGCGCAACGUGCUACAUCAGAUUUACAUCAACCUCUGGGUUGAAUACGUUGUCAAGAACCCCCUGUCGCCUGCCGAGCACAAGGGCGGCGAGGGCGUCAAGAACGAGCUUUUCGAGCUGGGUCUGGACCAGUUCGUUAGGGGCCUAAUGUGAGGCGUGGAGGCGACCAUCGCCAUGGACCAGCUGAACGAGAAAGAAGGCGAAAACACGACGACGACGACGACGUGGGCCGCGUGACCAGGGCAUCACAACCAGCCAACUCUCGCAACGGGCUAUAGUUCGACUCGCUUCUAAAAGAAGCUUGUGCGAGAAGGGCGUAGAUGGUGACGGGUCUUGGAUAUGAUGCUCAAGCCGAGGGAAGUGCGGACUGAACAUAAGAGUCGAGUAGCGAGGUCAAUGGGAGCCUCGCCAUGACUCAAGAACACGCCGUACCCGAGAGCACCACGGACCAGAGGAAAGAAAGGGAAGGACUAGAGCGGGAUAGACCGGAAGAAAAGAACGGAGCCGCCAACUCUUGUUCUAGGCUAAACCCCGUACUAUCGGUACAGAUUCGAGAUGACCCGUCCAUCUCUUGCUAUGGUUAUAUUCUUACAAACAAUACCUCUGAAUUCCCUAUACCCAGCCUCGCCCGCCCC